This is a messenger RNA of Pan troglodytes (chimpanzee), 2981 nucleotides long. It is a transcript of the gene TBX19, whose product is annotated as T-box transcription factor 19. NCBI's taxonomy places the organism in Eukaryota, Metazoa, Chordata, Mammalia, Primates, Hominidae. The transcript is spliced from 8 exons. Bases 215 to 1561 code for a protein of 448 amino acids. Gene Ontology annotation, cellular component: nucleus; chromatin. Gene Ontology annotation, molecular function: DNA-binding transcription factor activity, RNA polymerase II-specific; RNA polymerase II cis-regulatory region sequence-specific DNA binding. Gene Ontology annotation, biological process: regulation of transcription by RNA polymerase II; positive regulation of DNA-templated transcription; mesoderm formation. The record is from RefSeq and is a predicted model, not a curated record.
ACCCCGCUCCCCAACUAAAGCUUAACAGGUUGGUGGCAUAAUGUGGAGACUUUUAAGGGGUGUCAUCCUAGGAGCUUAGGCAAGAGCCAGGGUAUCUUCUCUCCGCUCCCCAAGCACUGUUCAAGUGGGUUUGAAAAGCAGGCAAGUGAGGGAAGGAAGAAGCUAGAAGCAGGCAAGGUAGGUAACGGCUCUCGGCAAAGUUCGAGAAGUGCCUAUGGCCAUGAGUGAGCUGGGCACUCGGAAGCCCAGCGAUGGCACUGUUUCUCAUCUGCUCAAUGUGGUGGAGAGUGAGCUUCAGGCAGGGAGGGAAAAAGGCGACCCUACGGAGAAGCAACUUCAGAUCAUCCUGGAGGAUGCACCUCUCUGGCAGAGAUUCAAGGAAGUCACUAAUGAGAUGAUUGUGACCAAGAAUGGCAGACGGAUGUUUCCAGUCCUAAAGAUUAGUGUCACAGGGUUGGACCCCAAUGCCAUGUACUCCCUCCUGCUGGACUUUGUCCCUACGGACAGUCACCGCUGGAAGUAUGUCAACGGGGAAUGGGUGCCCGCUGGCAAGCCAGAGGUCUCCAGCCACAGCUGCGUCUACAUUCACCCGGACUCCCCCAACUUUGGGGCCCACUGGAUGAAAGCUCCCAUCUCCUUCAGCAAAGUGAAGCUGACCAACAAGCUCAAUGGAGGCGGGCAGAUAAUGUUGAAUUCUCUGCAUAAAUAUGAACCCCAGGUUCACAUAGUGCGUGUUGGAAGUGCCCAUCGAAUGGUAACAAACUGCUCCUUCCCUGAAACCCAGUUCAUAGCCGUGACUGCCUAUCAGAAUGAGGAGAUAACGGCUCUCAAAAUCAAGUACAAUCCUUUUGCCAAAGCCUUCUUGGAUGCCAAGGAAAGAAAUCACCUAAGAGACGUCCCGGAGGCCAUCUCUGAGAGCCAGCAUGUGACCUAUUCUCACUUGGGAGGCUGGAUCUUUUCCAAUCCAGACGGAGUGUGCACAGCAGGAAACUCCAAUUACCAGUAUGCCGCUCCUCUGCCUCUGCCUGCUCCCCACACCCACCAUGGCUGUGAGCACUAUUCGGGUCUCCGAGGACACCGGCAGGCUCCCUACCCUUCUGCGUACAUGCACAGAAACCAUUCUCCCUCAGUGAAUUUGAUAGAAAGCUCAAGCAAUAAUCUGCAAGUUUUCUCGGGACCUGACAGCUGGACUUCCUUAUCCUCCACACCCCAUGCCAGCAUCCUGUCUGUACCCCACACCAACGGACCAAUCAAUCCAGGGCCCAGCCCCUACCCAUGCCUGUGGACCAUCAGCAAUGGUGCCGGAGGCCCCAGUGGGCCAGGCCCGGAGGUGCACGCCAGCACCCCAGGAGCAUUUCUCCUCGGAAACCCAGCUGUGACUUCACCCCCUUCUGUGCUCUCCACCCAAGCACCCACUUCGGCUGGUGUGGAGGUUCUGGGGGAGCCCUCGCUAACCAGCAUUGCUGUGUCCACCUGGACAGCAGUGGCCUCGCAUCCCUUCGCAGGCUGGGGUGGCCCAGGAGCGGGUGGGCACCAUUCUCCUUCCUCACUGGAUGGUUAAGCAGGAUCCUAGGAGCCUCUAUGCACAGAGAUCCUUCCAUGUGUAGAGUGCUUAGAAACCCCAUCAACUGAUCUAGUGAGUCAGACUGUGGAAUCUCCCUUCCCACUAGCUGGAGGUGGAGGUGGGUUAUUACAGAAGUCAUACUGGGAGAGGGUUCAGUUUGGAUGAUGCUAGUUAGAUCAUUUGCAUCUCUCCACCAUUUUCUUCUGCACUCCCAUUUUCUCUGCAGCUUAUUCUUGCCAUGCUUAGGUGACAGAAGUUUGUUAAGUACCGUCCUUGUGCCCUGCCUCUUAUUCUCAAAUCGUUCUGGAAAGCCUCACUUCCUUUUCUGUGGAGAAGGUGCAAAGCUGUUAAAUGAGCUCAGAGUUUACCUAGCUAAGGCCACUGCUUCCUGCUUUGUGCAGCCUGGAAAGUAUGUGUGGCCACAGGGCUCAGGUUCACACUUCUGCUUUGAGACCAGGAUGGGGUGUAAGCCAUAGAGUAAGGUUGACAAAAAGAAUAAAGCUAAUCAUGUAUUACAAACAGCAGUGUGCUCAGACUUGUGGAAAUGAAGUCAUGUCACUCCUCUGCUCAGAAACCUUCAAUGGUUCACCAUUACCAAUGGAAUGAAGUCAAUUCUCCUCACUAUAACUGGGUGUGGUAGUUUAAGCCUAUAAUCUCAGCCCUUUUGGAGGCCAAGGUAAGAGGAUCGCUUGAGGUCAGGAGUUCGAGACCAGCUUGUGCGACAAAGUGAGAGCCUGUCUCUACAAAAAAUACUCAUGCACACAAAAUUAGCUGGGCAUGGUGGCCUGUGCCUAUAGUCCCAACUACUUACAGGAGGAUCGCUUGAUCUCAGGAGGCUGAGGCUGCAGUGAAUUAUGAUUGUGGCAUUGCACUCCAGCCUGGGUGGUAGAUCGAGACUUUGUUUCAUUUGAAAAAAAAGAAAGAAAGAAAGAAAGAAAUCCUACUAUGAGCGAUCACACCAUCUGGCCUGAAACCACUUCCCCAGCUUAGGUCCCUCUGUUAUCCUGUUGGCCUCCUAUGUAUUGGUCAAGGCAGGCAUCUCUGUUCUCUGAACAUUCAUUGCACUUUCCCACCUCUAUACCUUGCUUGUGCCUUAGUGUCCUCUUUUUUCCAGUUCACCUGUGCGAAUCCGACCCACCUCCCAGAGCCUGGCUGAAACGUCACUCCCUGCAUCCAACAUCUGAUCUGCUGAGAUAUGUCUGAUCUAUCUCUGCUCGCUGUUCUCCCAUUGUUUUUGCCUCUGCCAUAGAGCUCACCUCAUUUUGCCUUGUAUUUUUAUUACCUGUGAGUGUGUCUCUCCCUAUUAGACUGUAAGCCUCUCGAGGGUGAGGCCUAGCCUUCUUGUCUUUGUAACCCACAGCAGCUGGUACUGUGCCUUGCCUGUUGUAGGUGCCCAAUAAACAUUUGCUGAACUGAA